This is a messenger RNA of Leptonychotes weddellii (Weddell seal), 1196 nucleotides long. Lineage: Eukaryota; Metazoa; Chordata; Mammalia; Carnivora; Phocidae. The record is from RefSeq and is a predicted model, not a curated record.
AUGGACACCUCCCCGGUCGGCGUGCUCCUGUCCUUGCCGGUCCUGCUGCAGCUGGCGGCCGUGGGCGGUUCGCCGAGGCCCGGCGCGCUGCUGCGGGGGUGCCCCGCGCACUGUCAGUGCGAGCCCGACGGCAGGAUGCUGCUCAGGGUGGACUGCUCGGACCUGGGGCUCUCGGAGCUGCCCGCCAACCUCAGCGUCUUCACCUCCUACCUAGACCUCAGUAUGAACAACAUCAGUCAGCUGCCCCCGAAUCCCCUGUACAGUCUCCGCUUCCUGGAGGAGUUGCGUCUGGAUGCCAACCACAUCAGCUACGUCCCCCCGAGCUGCUUCCGUGGCCUGCAUUCCCUGAGGCACUUGUGGCUGGAUGACAACUCCUUGACAGAAGUCCCUGUCCAGGCUUUCAGAAGUUUAUCAGCACUGCAGGCCAUGACCUUGGCCCUGAACAAAAUACACCACAUACCAGACUAUGCCUUUGGAAACCUCUCCAGCUUGGUAGUUCUGCAUCUCCAUAACAAUAGAAUUCACUCCCUGGGAAAGAAAUGCUUUGAUGGGCUCCACAGCCUAGAGACUUUAGAUUUAAAUUAUAAUAAUCUUGAUGAAUUCCCCACUGCCAUCAGGACACUCUCCAACCUUAAAGAACUAGGAUUUCACAGCAACAAUAUCAAGUCAAUACCCGAGAAAGCAUUUGUAGGCAAUCCUUCUCUUAUUACAAUACAUUUCUAUGACAACCCCAUCCAGCUUGUUGGAAGAUCCGCUUUUCAACAUUUACCUGAACUAAGAACGCUGACUCUGAAUGGCGCCUCACAAAUAACUGAAUUUCCUGAUUUAACUGGAACUGCGAGCCUGGAGAGUCUGACUUUAACUGGAGCCCAGAUCUCAUCUCUUCCUCAAACCGCCUGUGAUCAGUUACCCAAUCUGCAAGUGCUGUGCGUAUCAGGAAGGCAGUGACAUUGUGUAAACAGGCAACUUCCAUUUAGGAGCGAAAUGGCAGGCGCUCUUUCAAUAAUCCUUGAAAAGGGGAGAAAGUUCUUUCCUUGAGGGCUCCAGGAGGUCGGUGCUCCCUCGCCCCUGUGGGCCGAGGAAGUGGCUCUCUGAUGUGACCCCGGUAAUGGUGGUGGCUGGCACACCCUUGGUUCCCAAGGUCCCAUCAGUCUCCCAUCAGGGUUUCAACUGGCACACGUUUCCUGUCAGAAAAG